Maylandia zebra (zebra mbuna) is the source of this 1188-nucleotide messenger RNA. RefSeq names its product POP4 homolog, ribonuclease P/MRP subunit (gene pop4). Gene Ontology annotation, cellular component: ribonuclease MRP complex; ribonuclease P complex. The record is from RefSeq and is a predicted model, not a curated record. NCBI's taxonomy places the organism in Eukaryota, Metazoa, Chordata, Actinopteri, Cichliformes, Cichlidae. Gene Ontology annotation, molecular function: ribonuclease P RNA binding. Gene Ontology annotation, biological process: rRNA processing; tRNA 5'-leader removal.
ACGUGACGAAGAAGAGCGACGCGGAAGUGAGCCGGGCAGUGCUGAAAACACGCGUGUCGUGGAGUUUCUUCGUCGAUCCUCAGAGAAGAUCGGCUCAGGUCUGCGACCAUGGAGGAAGGUCUGGUUCGAGCCCCUAUUCCUCGUGAGCUGGUGGACGUUCUUGGUGUUGAGCCUCAGAGCAGCUUCAAAGCGAAGGCCUUCACCGAGGCGUUCCUGAAGAACAGCAUUCAGCAGCCCAGACGCCACGACCUGCAGAACAUGCUGAGGCAUAAAGCCGUGAUCCUCGGCUACCGCCGGCCCAAGAAGGAGCGGAGGAAGAGCGCCAAGGCCCGAGGGCUGAACGCACGGCAGAAGAGGGAGCUGAAGGUCUUCCAGAUCAAGCCUGAACACCAGAGAUACGAGCUUUUCCUUCCUCUGCAUGAACUCUGGAGACGGUACAUCAUCGACCUGUGCGGGGGAUUGAAGCCAACGAGCAAUCCACAGGUCGUGCAGCAGAAGCUCCUGAAGGCGGAUUUCCACGGAGCCAUCCUCACAGUGGUGCGGUCCAAGUGUCCGUCUUAUGUGGGGACGUCUGGGAUUCUGCUGCAAGAGUUCAAACACGUCUUCAAGAUCAUCACCAGAGACGACAAACUGAAAGUGAUCCCAAAGAGGAACAGCGUGUUUGCAGUGGAGAUCAACGGCUUCGUCUCGCACAUCUACGGCAGCAAGUUUGAGUAUCGAGCCGGCGAACGCGCCGCCAAGAAGUUCAAAGUGAAAGGAACCAUCGACCUGUGAGAGCUUACAGCUGCCGCUCCCACAGGCCGUCGCAGGAGCUGCAGCCAGCGACGGCCAGAGUAAAUGCGCACACCUCGGCUCCGCUCCAGCUUCACAAAGCUCGAGGAAAAACUGAGGUUUGGACUGAGGUGUCUCACACAAAGCUGCAGGUGUGCAGUCAGAGAGACGCCGCCUCCCCCAUCUGCUGUUAUAGGAACUGUUAUGUAAACCCUGCAGCUGAUUUGGCGUCACCAUACCUGUGAGAAGCUGAGUGCAGACGCUCGCCGCCUGUGCAGAGCGCCGGGAUUAAAGAAAUGGAACGCUUCCUGUAAACUGAUCCCGGCGUUCCUGCUGCGAGCCGAUCUGAGUUUUAUCUGACGUUGACACAAAGUUUUCUUUGUUUCAUUUAAACAGAAUAAAAUCAUUGGCCUGUUA